AUGUCCAAACCAUUCCGUCUCGGCAUCUUGGGCAACAUCCAGCCCUACAUCCAGAUCCUCCCAUCGCUACGAGCCUACUUCAACCCCAUCGCCAUCUACAAUCCAGACACAACACCGGCGCAAUGUCAAAUCCCCAGCGCAUCCAUCGAAGAGAUCCUCAAAAACCCCGAGAUUGAUCUCAUCCUCAAUCUCCUUCCAAACCAUGAGACCCACACCCUGACAGCCCUCCAAUCCGGCAAGCACGUCAUGGUCGAAGUCCCACUAUCAAUGAGCAUCCCAAGCCUACGGCGCAUGCGCGACGCAAUUCAAAAAGGCAAAGAGCACAACCCCACCGGCCCCAAAGUCUUCAUAGGCUGUGCCCGCCACCACGCGCCCGCCUUCCAACUCUUCCAGUCCGAGCUCGCAGCCCUAGAUAGAAUCUACUACGCGCGCUGUCGCAACAUCGCCGGGCCCUCGACCCCGGCUUUCGAUCUCGACUCUUCCACCCUCGUCGAUAUCUUCGGUGAUGAUAUUACUCUGGAUCGUAUCGCCUUCGUUCGAUACCUGGGCACAUUGGGGUGUCAUGAUCUAACAGUGAUGCGGAAGGCAUUAGGGUUCCCGGAUGCGGUCUCGAACGUGGCAAUUACGAACCCGUUCUACUCGGCUGUUUUUCAUUAUACGGAUGGAAAGGGUCAUCCCUUUACGCUGCUUUAUGAAGCGGGUGUGGAUGGUGUGCCGCGGAGUGAUGCCCAUCUGAUGGUUUAUGGUGCCGAGAAGACGGUCAGUCUCCAGUAUGAUUUCCCGAGGGCUGGGGAUGGAACGGGCAGUUUUGUGACGGUUGUGGUGGAAGAGGGUGGGGAUGCAGGUGGUGUGAAGCGGACUGAGAUGGUUAGUUCGUGCGCGGAGGCUUAUGAGCGCGAAUUGAUGGCUUUGUAUGAGCAUCUUUCCGGGGCUGAGACGGGUGAGGAAGCGGUGGUGGAUUUGAGGCUUCUGUUGAUGAUCUUUGAGCAUUACAAUCGGCAGUGCGGAACUAACAGGACACCGCUGGGGUGA
Penicillium olsonii is the source of this 1032-nucleotide messenger RNA. The record is from the annotation of a GenBank genome assembly. NCBI's taxonomy places the organism in Eukaryota, Fungi, Ascomycota, Eurotiomycetes, Eurotiales, Aspergillaceae.